Messenger RNA from Gambusia affinis (western mosquitofish), 3447 nucleotides. Its product is annotated as complement factor H-like. Bases 381 to 3176 code for a protein of 931 amino acids. The record is from RefSeq and is a predicted model, not a curated record. The transcript is spliced from 17 exons. Lineage: Eukaryota; Metazoa; Chordata; Actinopteri; Cyprinodontiformes; Poeciliidae.
AGACUUAUUGAUGAAAAUAACGACCAAACUGGGGCGUGCAGUUAUGUACAGUAGGAUUACUAUUUAAAUACUGGUGAUUUGAUGUCACAUUUGCUAAACCAUUCCCAGGCUUUUAUUCCAAACCUAUUUUUGAAAAUAUAUAGAUUCUUUUUUUUCUUUUGUUUAUUGAGGAGCUGGUUCAUGAUUUAAGGGGCUGUUUUUGGUCACUUCCUUUUUUUCCCUAUCUGUGAUUUAGGGAUUGGAGGCUGAACACACUUGUGCAAUAAUUGAGCAAUCUCCUUUUCUCUCUCUCUUAUGAAAUCCACAGCCCCUUCUCUGUAUAACAGUGUAGCUGUCUGCAGUGCCUCGCUCUAUUUGGUGGUUCAGAGUAGAAGGUUAAAAUGCACAUGAUAACGAGAAGCGGCGUCCUACUGUUGUGGUCGCAAUUAAUGACUUUUGUAACAUGCCAAGACUGUACACUUGAACAGUUUAAGAAAAGUCGUCACUUUGAUUUAAAUUUUGACAUAAGUGGUUUACAAGCCACUUACAGCGGAGGAAAACAAGUGAGAGUUCCCUGCAAUCCUGGCUAUACUGGCUUUUUCAAGAUGAUCUGUUCUGAGGGGAGAUGGUUAUCUUCUAGCCCUAAAUGUGAAGUGAAAUCAUGCGGACAUCCCGGAGAUGCACAAUUUGCAGAUUUCCGACUUGUUGUCGGAGAUGAUUAUGUGGUUGGAUCUGAAAUUGUUUAUGAGUGCAACCCAGGUUAUCACAUGGUGAGUCGGUCAAGCCACAGGCGCUGCUUGCCAGAAGGCUGGGAUGGCAACAUUCCAGUGUGUGAAGCCACAAAAUGUCCAGCCAUUCAUGCAGAUAAUAAUGUACAGAUUUUAGGGGAUGCAGAAGAAGCCACCUCUGGCAAUGUUGUUCGGUUUAGCUGCAAGUCAAGUGCUGAAAUCUUGGAUGGAUCACAAGAGAUUUAUUGCAAGGCUGAUGGAGAGUGGAGUGGCCCGGUUCCAAAAUGCAAAGCAAUAAGAUGUUCCGUCCCUCAUAUUGAACAUGGCCGUGUGCGUGGUGCCGCUCAGGAGUACAAAGAACAAGAAAUCUUAGAUUUUACAUGUGAUCCUUCUUAUAAACGGGCUAAUGAUAGAACUCCAAGAUGCACAAAAUUUGCAGGAAAAGGAGACUGGAGUCCCACACCUGCAUGUAUACUGAUUAAAUGUGAACUGCCUUUGGCAUCAAUCCCUGGGACAACCUACAACCCUCCAUACAAAAACCUGUUUUCACCUGGAGAAAAAGUGAGAGUCUCAUGUGGGGAGAAAUACUGGAUUCUGGACACAAAAACAACUGUGGCUGAUUUUACUUGUGGAAUCAAUGGAAACUGGAAUACAGAUAUAGUAUGCCAAGAGGUUACAUGCCCACAAUACAUACAAGAAGAACAUUUGAAUUAUGCUGUUGACGCUUGGGGCAGAACCAAAUUAGGUGACAGAGUACGAUAUUCCUGUGACCGGAACUCCGAUCCUGGAAGUUCAGAUGGAAUGGCGACGUGUACCAGAGACGGAUGGACACCAAAACCACUUUGUCGUGGGAGACAGUGUGCAAAGCCUAACAUUGAAAACUCCAGAAUUACCAGCAAUAAUAGAAAAAUUUACUCCGACGGUGACCGACUCACAUACCAAUGUGUGAGAGGGAAUCAGAAACCUGUUACCAUUACCUGUAAUCGAGGAGCCUGGAAAGGGAUACAGCAAUGUCCAGAUGAGCCACGUUGCCAGAAACCUGAAAUUACAAAUGGAUUUGCAGUUGAACCCAGACCAGGCACAAUUUACUACGCCUGUAAUGAAAAUUUCAAACUUCCUACCAAAGGCUGGUGGGGUCAUGCCAAAUGUAAAGAUGGUGGGUUUGGCCAACUUCCUUCAUGUAUAGCAAAGACAAUGUGUGGAGACCCUCCUGCUAUUUCCAAUGGAAAAGUGACAGUUUCAGGGACAAUUGGUAGGAUUGAAUGUAAUAAAGGAUACAUUGGAGAGAUUCCUGAACUAACUUGUGUUAAUGGAAGUUGGAAUUCUGGUGACUUUGGACCAAAAACGAUCUGCCGUGCAACUCCUGAAAACUGUGGCCCACCACCCAAAGUUGAGAAUGCAAUUGUCAACGUUCCAUACCGGGAAAAAUACUCGGAUGGCUUCACUGUGACCUAUCAGUGCCGUCACAAGUAUAUAAUGCAGGAAGAAGCCACCAUUACAUGCAGAACUGGAACAUGGGAAAAGAGAAACAUCACAUGUGUCCCUUCUUGUGAGCAGCUCAAUGACACCCGACUGAGAGUGACGACAGACACGAUUAAAGAAACAUACUUGGCAGGAGAUGUGGUUCAAUAUGAGUGCACUGCGCCUGGUGCCAAUAGACAAGGCAGCGCAACAUGUGAGAAUGGCAAGUGGACAAAAUCUGAAGAAUGUCCAGGCAUCCCUUGUGAAGUUGACACAUUGGGUGUCGGACUGGUAUAUUUGGGAAGUGCACCCCGAAAUAAUCGAGUGAUGCCUGGAGAGAAAUUCCGUUUUUUGUGUGGAGAUGAGUAUGAUAUGGAGGGUUCUGAUGAAGUUCAGUGUUUAGACACGGGGAAGUGGAAUCCCCCUUUUCCAACCUGCUCUGAGAAAUGCAGAAUACCAGAACUACUCAAAACUGUUCGCAUCGUUUCAUCUGUACAAGGGGAUUUUAUAAGUAAAGGAGAUAUAUUGUCAUUUGCCUGCCGUCAACAAGAUCACAUCAUGCAAGGGAAUUCAACAAGUAGCUGUUUGGGAAACGGAAAGUGGAGCAACCCGCUACCUCAGUGUGCAGCUGCUGUACAUUGUUCAGCACCACCAACUCUUGAAGAUGGAGACACCAAAUUAUUCAUCAGCUCAGCUACAGUUUAUCAAACUGGUGACAGAAUUGAAUAUAUCUGUGUGGAUAAGUACACUAUGUAUGGUGACCCAUUCAAAACCUGUGAUAAUGGUGUAUGGAAAGGAGACAUGAGAUGCCUCAAACCCUGCACUGUGAACGAGGAAUUAAUGCGUCAACAUGGUAUUAUUUUUAGACAUGGUUCUGACAAUAAGAUGUAUGCACCACAUGAGGAUCACCUCACAUUUCGUUGUGUAAGCCGUAAAAGUCUAGUUGGCACUGUGCCGUUCCGUGUUCAGUGUAAUGAUGGUCAGAUGACCCUGCCUACCUGCCAGUAAAAGUUUCCAGUGACCUAGAUAUAGACGUGUAAUCACAAAAAUAUGUAAACUAGUUUGGAACGUCAAAGUGCUGAAAAUUAAACAAAUAAAUACUGCAUUGUAAAACAAGAAAAUACAUUAAUAAAUAAUGGAUAAAGAUAUGACAAUGAAAUUGUGAAAUAGCUGAAAGAAUAUUAAAUUUUAUGCUCAUUAUUGUGAAAUAUUAUUCAUUCUUUUUUAAUAUGUGCUCAUUCAAAUAAAACAUUUUACUGGGAUUUUUACCCCAACAGUA